Messenger RNA from Juglans microcarpa x Juglans regia, 1442 nucleotides. RefSeq names its product aminoacyl tRNA synthase complex-interacting multifunctional protein 1. NCBI's taxonomy places the organism in Eukaryota, Viridiplantae, Streptophyta, Magnoliopsida, Fagales, Juglandaceae. Gene Ontology annotation, molecular function: tRNA binding. Bases 153 to 1328 code for a protein of 391 amino acids. The record is from RefSeq and is a predicted model, not a curated record. The transcript has 12 exons.
CCUGUUACAAGGGAAGUGAUUAUGGGCUAUAUGCGAGGCCCAUAACACCCUUCUUCCAAAAACCCUCUCUUUAGAUUUAGAUCGUGUCUUCGGCCAUUUGCGAGAAGCGGAGCAGCAGCAGUAGAGGGGGGAGAGAUUGCAACGGAGAGGAGAUGGCGGCGAAUGGAAGCAUCGUUCUCAGUAGAAAGCAAAAGAUAGUGUCAUCUCUCUGUAAACACCUCUCUUUAGACCCUAAAAUACUCUUGGAUGAUGUCAUGGAGAAAGAUAUCAAGAGCUUGUACUUUAACGUACGGAAGUCAUCUGGGGCCUCUUUGGAUGACAACCAUGAGGUGAUGAAGUGGAUAGAACUCGCAGAGAGUCUUCCGCUAGAUUUUAAGUCAUGCUCUGGAGUUCUCAAUAAAUUGGAUGAUGAAUUGGCUCUGAAGUCUGUACUCUUGGGGAAUGGAUUGAAACCGUCUGAAGUUGACGUGAUCGUCUUUUCAGUACUACAUCCUUUGCUGGUUGGCCUUCAAAAUGAAGACAAGGACAAGUUACCACAUGUGAUGAGAUGGAUGGAUUACAUCCAGAGCAAGGAGGAUUUUGGGGAACUAUUCGAGAAGAUAUUGCUUGAGAAGGCUAAAUUUAAGCCACAAUUGGAAGGAGCCAAAAAUCCAGUGAAGGUGGACGUAGAUUCAGAUGCAAAAAAGACAUUGCAAAGUGCAAAAAAUGCAGAUAAGUUAGAUGCAGACCUGAAUCUAAAGAAAAGUGAUACUGGGAUAAAGGCAACUGGGGUUAAAGAAGCUGCCCAGGAGAAGAAAAAGUCAUCUGAAACAGAAGCAGUUGAGAAAGAUAAAGAAAUUAGUGUCAGUUUGCUCAAUAUACAGGUUGGUGUUAUUCGGAAAGCAUGGAAGCAUCCAUCUGCUGAUAGUUUACUUGUUGAAGAGAUCGACAUUGGAGAUGCUAAAUUGCGCCAGGUGGUUAGUGGUUUGGCCAAGUAUUAUAGUCCAGAUGAGUUAACGAAUCGGCGCGUUGUAUUGAUUACAAAUGUAAAACCUGGAAAACUACGAGAUGUGAUGUCAGAAGGAUUGGUGCUAUGUGCUUCUAAUGAAGAUCAUACAAUUGUUGAGCCUUUAUUCCCUCCUGAAGAGGCCAAACUUGGGGAACGUGUUUCAUUUGCUGGGAUUGAUGGAAAGCCAGAAGACGUCCUUAACCCUAAAAAGAAACACCUGGAGAAGAUAACACCACAUCUUUUCACUGAUGACAAGGGUGUGGCCACUUUCAAGGGAAUACCAUUUAUGACAUCCUGUGGACCAUGUACAUCAGCCAUUCCCAAGGCAAGCAUCAAAUAGUGGGGAUGGCAUAUUGGAUACUAAACACAAUGUAUCUCAAUUUUUAGAGAUGGGUAUUAAGCUUUACUUGAUAGGAAGACACGGUAAUGCAGGCAUGGUUUUUGGUACUCAAAA